This is a messenger RNA of Lagenorhynchus albirostris (white-beaked dolphin), 1165 nucleotides long. RefSeq names its product PRELI domain containing 3B (gene PRELID3B). Gene Ontology annotation, biological process: phospholipid transport. Lineage: Eukaryota; Metazoa; Chordata; Mammalia; Artiodactyla; Delphinidae. The transcript is spliced from 6 exons. Bases 376 to 966 code for a protein of 196 amino acids. Gene Ontology annotation, cellular component: mitochondrial intermembrane space. The record is from RefSeq and is a predicted model, not a curated record. Gene Ontology annotation, molecular function: phosphatidic acid transfer activity.
UCGAGCACGAGGUCCCUGACGGCACUGGGGGUGGGACAGGCGCCCCGUUGCCACAUGGGGCCUUGCAGAGACCUGUGAGUCGUGGCCCCGAGGAUCGUGGGCUGUCGAGAGGCUGGUCGCUCCAGUAUCUUCGGGUGGAGUUCCUUGCUUCGGAAUGUGGACUUAGGGCGAGCUCAGGCGACCGCGCAGCGGACCUUUUCCGGCAGCCCGUUGACCUGAGGAGUUAGAAUUUACGGCCUUGAAAUUGGAGUCCAAGGUCCAGCACUGGCUCCAACAAGCUGUGUGACCUUGGGGUUAUGCAUUUUCGUCUGAGACAUGGAAGACGACGACGGAGGUGUGGUCAGGGCCUGACAGCGCUGAGAUGUCUUUGAGGCCAUGUUCAUUAACAUCUGUUGGUUAGGGAGGAAUGUUUGCCACCCAUGGGAAACUGUUACAACAGCUGCAAUGCAGAAAUACCCAAACCCUAUGAACCCAAGUGUGGUUGGAGUUGAUGUAUUGGACAGACACGUAGAUCUCUCUGGAAAGUUGCACAGCCAUAGACUUCUCAGCACAGAGUGGGGACUGCCUUCUAUUGUGAAAUCUCUUAUUGGUGCAGCAAGAACCAAAACAUAUGUGCAAGAACAUUCUGUAGUGGAUCCCGUAGAGAAAACAAUGGAACUUAAAUCUACUAAUAUUUCAUUUACAAAUAUGGUUUCAGUAGAUGAGAGACUUAUAUACAAACCACAUCCUCGAGACCCAGAAAAAACUGUUUUGACUCAAGAAGCCAUAAUUACCGUGAAAGGGGUCAGUCUCGGCAGUUACCUCGAAGGCCUGAUGGCAAGCACGAUAUCGUCAAAUGCCAAUAAAGGCCGAGAAGCAAUGGAGUGGGUAAUACAUAAAUUAAAUGCUGAAAUUGAGGAAUUGACGGCUUCGGCAAGAGGGAGCAUAAGGACACCAAUGGCAGCAGCAGCAUUUGUGGAGAAAUGAUAAUGAAAGUUGAUAACACCCAGUUCCCCAGGUCUCUACAAGCUGGCAGUAUAUUUAUUUGUUAUUUAAAAAAUACAACUAUAUUUUCGGUAGAAUUGUUUUUUUAAUAAGCUGAAGAAGGACUAUGUGACUUGAUCAAAACAAAGAGGUGCAGUGUUUCUAAAUCAAAGGGAUUGGCUGAAAUUAGUGUUGUCUGAAA